Molecule: messenger RNA, 1024 nt
Organism: Xylona heveae TC161
Lineage: Eukaryota; Fungi; Ascomycota; Xylonomycetes; Xylonales; Xylonaceae
Exons: 1
Coding region: 221-832 (203 amino acids)
Source: RefSeq, a predicted model, not a curated record
GCGGCUAUGCCCCAAUUUAAAUUAGUUACAGCACAGAAACGGCAGCUACCUCUUCUGAAAAGUUCGAUCAUUUAGUCCAUUUUGCCACGUACAAGUAGUUCUCAUAUAUAACUUCUCCAAGAAAGUUUCCUUUUUGAGUACUUCGUAUAUCUUCUAAAAUCUCUUCCGGGAAGAAAACCAGAAUUACACAACUUACUCUUCAGAUCCAUUCAACGCUACCAUGUCCUCUUCUCCAAAAGUUUUAAGCGCUGUACUCGAGGCCGCAAAAGCUAUAGGCAUUGCGUUCGCUAGCAGGAAAUAUGCAGUUGUAGGGGGCGCAGCUUGCCUACUACUGGGAUCGCAACGUUGCACAGAUGAUGUUGAUCUAGUUGUGCCUCAAGGCCAGACAGCUCAAUUCCGAAACGUACUUCGAGUCCGAGAAGGCUUCACAGUUGAGCCACGAACAGCACACACAUAUUAUCAAGCCGAAAUGGACAUUCCUAUAAGAAUCGAGAUACUGACGCCACCUAUUCUGUUUAAAGAAAAUUUCGAUUCAGAGACUCCGACUGUUUUUAUCGACGGCGUGCAGAUACUCAAGCCGGCACUGAUAUUAAACGCCAAAUGCCGAAGUAUCUUAGGCAGGGCCACAGACGAAAGGAAAGAUGCGGAUGCUCACGAUAUCAAGUUUUUGCUGAAGUAUCUUGCCAAAAAUGGAACAAGACCGCUUGCAGGUGAAGUCACAACAGCAACAAAAGACUUUUUCGAGUGGUUUACUGCCAGAUAUGGCAAUCCACAGCUGUGGACUCAGGCGGGAUAUGGUGCUGAGAAAGGUUCCUUUGAUGAGAGGGUGUGAGAAGCUUAUCGGAGCCGUCUAGCUACACACAUUCCUAUAGCCGGAAAGGAGUUUGAGUUAUCUAAUGGUUCGUGGACGAGUACGGCCCGGAGGACUCGACAGAAGAGCCCAACGACCAAGCAUACUUUGGCUGAGGCGAUAUGGCUUGUUCUAAAUGCAAGAAGACGUUCUUCUCGAGAAACGCUUUGCAUC